This is a messenger RNA of Monomorium pharaonis (pharaoh ant), 3407 nucleotides long. RefSeq lists its product as uncharacterized. Gene Ontology annotation, molecular function: protein dimerization activity. The transcript has a single exon. NCBI's taxonomy places the organism in Eukaryota, Metazoa, Arthropoda, Insecta, Hymenoptera, Formicidae. Bases 627 to 1484 code for a protein of 285 amino acids. The record is from RefSeq and is a predicted model, not a curated record.
AAGAUGCUGAUACAGCUGUUGAAGGAGCAACAGCAGACAGAUUAUUUACGAAAAUAAAAAAUUUGUUUGAGGAUUUUGGGGUGCCCAUGGAGAACUUGAUAGGAUUUGCCAGUGACGGUUGUAAUGUAAUGUUUGGGAAAAAUAACUCGGUUGCUCAAAAGUUACAAAAAGUGUGUCCAAAUAUCAUCACAAUGAAAUGCAUUUGUCAUUCAUUGCAUCUUUGUGCAUCGGAAGCAUGUAAAAAGCUUCCUCGAAGAUGUGAGGAUUUAGCCCGAGACAUUUACUCGUUUUUUAAAAAUAGUUCAAAGAGACAGGCACAACUUGCAGAAUUUCAAAUUUUUUGCAAUGUAGAUAUUCAUAAAAUUUUAAAACCAUCACAAACACGAUGGUUGUCAGUUUUAGCUGUUGUAGAAAGAAUAUUAGAACAGUGGGAACCGCUUCAACUCUUUUUUAGAUCCAAACUUUAUGAAGAACGAAUUAUGUCUGUUGAAAACAUACAUGUUGCUUUGAGUGAUAUUUUUGUGAAAAUGACUUUUUAUUUCUUAGAGUGAAUUCUCCCUAAAUUUGUGUAUUUAAAUCAAUAUUUUCAAGGAGAUGAAGUUUUGAUUACAACAAUUCAUGAGAAAAUGUGUGCCACUUUUAAAGAUUUAUUAUGUUGCUAUAUGAAGCCUGAGUACGUUAAGAAAAAGGAUAUUCAAGAAAUUAAUCCGGAAAAUAUAAGCGAAUUUAUAGAAAUUGAGAACAUUUACUUAGGUGUAAAAAUUCUGCAAGUCUUAAAUAAAGAUCAAUUAAAAACUUGUAGUAUCGAAAAAAUUAACGCCUUUAAAAUAAAUUGUCGCAAUUUUAUGAUUACUGGUUGUAAAGAAAUUUUGAAAAGGUAUGAUUUUUCCAAUCCAAUUUUACCGAAAUUGAUGUGGCUAAAUCCAAAGGAGGCUUUAUCAUCAAACAAUUUAAGAUCGCCAACUCUGGAACCGUUAUUGUGCUUACUUCCCGGAAUAGUAAAAGAUGAACAAUUUCAAAUUAUUGAUGACCAAUGGCGAAAAAUGUCUCUCACAAAAUUCCCGGAUAAUUUUAAAGAAUUGUCACCGGACAAGUUUUGGCUGUCUAUAAAACAAUGUGAAGACCACCACAAUGAAUUUAACGAGCUUUGUGAUUUUGCUCUUAACGCUCUGCUAUUGCCUCAUUCAAGCGCGGCUUGUGAACGCGUUUUUUCGAGAAUGAAUUCCAUUAAAACCAAAAGUAGAAAUAGAUUGUUACUGUCAACAACCAAAUCUUUACUUCUGGCUUCACAGUGCAUGAAUAGAGCGGGUGGUUGCGGUAAAUUUGAUGCUACCGAAGAAAUGUUAAAUUGUAUGAGGAAAAGUACUAUGUAUCCUGACGUUUCUGGUAAUGCAUUAUUGAAACCAAGUACAUCGAGAUCAACUAUAAAUCAAUUAUAUAAUGAAGAUUUAUAUGAAGACAUUGUGUUUGAAGAAGAUUGUUAAGAUAACAAAUUUCUAUAUGAUGCCUUUUAGUAUAACUAAUGAGUAUAAAUACUAAAAGAAUUGAUAUUUUUUUAUUAACAUUUUAAAUGUUUAUUUUUGUUUGCAUAUUUGAUCUAUCUAUUUAUUUUUUGUUCUUUUUUUGUUAUAGAUCAGAUAAGUCAAGUACAAAAGUACCUAUUUUUUCUCUUCUUUCUGUUUUUAGAAAUAAUUUAAAUUUUUGUUUUAAUAAUUAGUUAAAAAUAAUUUAUUUUAUUAUAUGUUUCAAUUAAAAUUUAUACUUAUAUAAUGGUUGCCUAAAUUUUAAUUAAAUAGGUGUAUAAUAUAAUAUAAUAAAAUCCUGUUUUAAUAAGUUACGUUUGAUUUUUACUUAUAUUCCUCUUUCUAAAGCCUAAUGCACAUGAAAUUGCUUAGGCUGCAUAUACAUAGCAUAAGAUCGCUAAACCAAUGAGCAUCCAGCAAAGUUGUCAUAUUGAUUUAUAUAAGAUGAUCAUUGGCCCAGGAUAACGGUCUGUGCGGUGCUUAUUCUACGCAUUUUCUAUGUAUUUGGGCCCUUCAGACCAAAAAAAGGUCAUUGAUUUUGUAAAACAGUUACGAUAAAAAAAUGUACGAUAAUUUGGUGGUAAAUGCGAUAAUUUUAAAGCUUGAGUACGAUAACUUAGCGUUCACAGGUUGGCAACGCUGUUCCCGACACACGAGCAGUCAGCAACAAGUCUCGAGAUUGUAAAGACGAAGAACGUCUCCUUCGAAUAAACCCUGGGUCGAACGGAACAACGUGUACCCAUUAUUGCCUUCUGGCUUUCUUCACCUCCUAACUUUUCCCUCAUUAUUUCAAAUUACUAAAAUUCCAUUACACUACUAUAUAUAAUUUUAAUUGAUAGAAUUAUAUUAUGUUGCAUAUCACCGCGUGCACACGCACACACGCACACACACGCACACGUUCACACAUUCAAGCUUUUAUUUAGGCUGUAAUAUAAUUCUAUCAAUUAAAAUAUCGAAUUAAAGUAUAGAAGAAUAUCUUUAUUUUUAUUACAUUUAAGUUGUUAUACCUAAUUUAUACAUAUACGUUUCCUGCUUCUCUCCUUCCAUACACAAUAAAAAAAAAUGUUGACAAGAUAAUCUUUGAUGUUAUAAUCUCACUUAUCUGUAUUGUUUAGGUUAUAAAAUGCAUAAAUUAUUUUUCUCCUUAAGAAGAGUUUAAUGCCAAGUAUACUAAGGACGGUAUUCAUAGUCGAUUCUUAUAUUUAAGAUUAUCUUAAGUACAGUCUUAAGAUGCCAUCAAUCAAUCACAGAGCCGUAUUAGCAUCUUAAGACAUUACUUGAGACGAUCUUAAAAUAAGAUUCGACUAUGAAUACCGACCUAAGUAUACUUAAGUUUAUAGUCAAGGUAAACAUUGCAGAAUAUAAAAAAAAAUAAACACGUACAGUACAAACAAAAGUCGUACAUGUACAGUUAUACUUACUGGUUUUUCGGUAUUUUCCAUCUUAUUAAUAAAAGAUUAAUUCGAUUGAAAUAAAAAAUGUUAUUAUUACUGCAAUAUAAUGCUUUAACAAUUGGUAAAUCUUGUAAAGGUCACAAUUUCAUAAACGCAAGUUGAAUAGCGGAAAAGGAUAUUACACCCAUGGACAUAGGAAUAUAGAGACAGAGUAUAAGCUUGGUUGAAGGACGAGGGGAGUGAAGCUAAAAUACAGGGGGAGUCCGUCAUAAUACUGUGCCUAAAUUUGAUUGGUUAUAAUUCUGCACAUGCUUAAUGUUACUAUUUUGAAAAAAAAUACAGAUUAAUUUGAAACUGUUAUUUAUUUGUUAUACAAAUAUGAAUCUAGUAACAUUGUUGAGUGCUAUUGGAUUAUGAAAUUAUUUACUUUAUUCUCUCCGUUAUCAAAUAUUUAUCAUAAAUAAAUUUUUAAUUAAUCUUAUAUACAUGC